CACAUCCACUAACGAAUCAAACAACUAAACAUGGCUCCAUACCUCUUACCGUUGUUCUUAACCGUCCUCGUCGGGAACCGGGUCUUGGCUCAAGAUGCUGAGAGUGGAGCGGUCAGUGGCAUCAGGCAGCCGCGACAUUUGUUCAAGAAGAAGUUCGGUGGAGGAGGGUUCGGUGGGUAUCAAGGGGGCUAUGGAGGUUACCAGGGCGGUUACCCCGGAGGUUUUGGUGGCUACCCACCGAUAAACAUUGGCAUCAGCCAGUCGCAGUCCUCAGCGAAUGCGGGCGGGGGUGGUUACGGAUCUGGGUACUACCCCAACAAUUACCAAUACAACAGCGGAUUUGGAGGCGGAUACGGCGGCUACGGGCCAAGGCCCGGUGGUGGUUACUUUGGCAACGGACAAGGAGCGUAUAACAACCAGUUUAACGGGAACUAUUACGGCGGUGCGAACGGAUAUCCUGGACAAGGUGGAUUCGGCUUCCAAGGGCCUUAUGGCAACGCAUUUUAUGACGAAGCUGAUGGUGAAGGACAGAAGCCUGAACACGACGACCACAACGGCCGCCCAGAUGACGACCACCAGAACAACCGUCCACAGGAUUACAACCAGCCUCACGGUGGCGGUUACUCAGGCGCCUCAUCCUUUGCCUACUCCAGAAACAACAAAUAAAAGUAGAGAGUUAUUAAUUUUACCUGUGAUAAUACAUGACAACAACGUCCUUAAUUCUAAUUUAUAAUUUAAUGUUAUCUUAUCGGUGCGUUUCUUAAUU
This is a messenger RNA of Pectinophora gossypiella (pink bollworm), 766 nucleotides long. RefSeq lists its product as uncharacterized. The coding region runs from base 31 to 666 and encodes 211 amino acids. The transcript is spliced from 2 exons. NCBI's taxonomy places the organism in Eukaryota, Metazoa, Arthropoda, Insecta, Lepidoptera, Gelechiidae. The record is from RefSeq and is a predicted model, not a curated record.